GGAUUCAAAAGAAGAAAUGAUAUCACUAUUGAAGCAGCGGUCUUCGGAAUUCACGCAAGGCCUAGCUGACAACCUUAUAACCUGUGAAGAGUUAUGGAAGCUUAUGCACGAGUCAGAUGAGUAUAUUAUUUUGGUGGAUACUCGAAGCUCUGUAGAAAUGAAUGUCUCAAGGAUUCAGGGGGCAAUCAGCUAUAAUGAGUAUCUUGUUCGAUUAGACAAUGAGAACUUUCCAUUUGUGAAAACGAUUUGUUAUUCAACGAUUGGACACCGUAGUUGCGAGGUAGUUCGGGAGCUACUUAAAAAAGGCGUUAAGGCAUUCUCUCUGGAAGGAGGUCUGAUUGCUUGGUGCGGAUACGAAAAAGGAGAGAUUGUAGACAAAAAUAACAACCCUACACGUCUCGUUCAUGUUUUUGAUCCAGAGUACCGACCACUUUUCAGCUCUAGUUAUGUAUGUGUAUACUAAUACAGUCGGGCUUUGUUUCCAUUUCCAAUGGUACUAAUUCAUUCAUGUUCAAUGUGC
This is a messenger RNA of Blastocystis hominis, 520 nucleotides long. RefSeq lists its product as hypothetical. The transcript is spliced from 3 exons. Lineage: Eukaryota; Bigyra; Opalinata; Blastocystidae. The record is from RefSeq and is a predicted model, not a curated record. The coding region runs from base 158 to 463 and encodes 101 amino acids.